AUGAAUUAAGAAGUUCAGAGAACCAGUUGAAGACAGCAAUCAGUGUUUCUAUAAACAGAUUUAUACACAAAUUACUGAGAUGUUUGCUGUGACCAGGGUUAUGUGACUGAUGAGAGUGUUGUGAUGGCUAAUGUUUUUCAUGUUGAGUUUGGCAUCAACGAUACACCGUUAACACGAGCCCUAGAACACGGGAACUACACCACUGCUGAACGUGUCAUUGUUGAGUGCACAAACCCCUCUUACCUUGAUGAAGGCUGCUACCAGAGGACACCUUUGUUCAUCUGUCUGUGUGGAGUUGAUGAGGAAGAAGAACGAGUCACAACAAGAAACUUCUUCUUAGCCAGAAUUAUCAUCGAGCAUGGAGCCAACGUUAACUACAGAGUACCACAGACUCUGUUUGGAUCUGAAUAUAUUGGACCUGGGAAGACAUGUCUGGAGCUUCUGGUGGACUUCUACAAUGAUCUGACCCAUGAUGGGGACCACUACAACAUAAAGACUUGGCAAAUGUAUCACCGAGGUUGGGACCCAGCGGUGGAUAUUGUGGUGGGGCUCGACAGACAAUACCUGAGCACUGUCAGUGACAUUCUAGAUCACAUGGAGGAACUCAUACUUAUAAUCCUCAGUAACAGCGGAGACCCGAAUAUCCUUGAUGAGAACCGAAUGACACUGAUACACCGUAUCGCCAUGGUGAGCCGUGACACGCGACUAGUGAGACUGCUCUGCGACUUCGGGGCCAACAUCAACGCCGUGGACAACUACGGUAACACACCUCUGUUGUCACUGUGUGACGUCAGCGUGUCUGAUGUGUACGAUUUCAUGGAGGACCUCUCUCCGUCGAGCGAUGACACUCUGGAGGACAACCGAGCCAGUCUGUGUGUGAGGGAUGAACUCCUGACCUUCCUCCUCUCAAAACGAGAACUAGAGCUGGACACCCAGAACAACCUUGGCCAGACAGCGGUGUUUCACUGUGUGUUACGGGGAGAUGUGGACAGUGUUUACAGACUAUUGAAGCAUGGAGCUAACCCAGCCCUUAGAGGCAUAGUGUGGGAAACUCGCAAGAGGAAAAGAAAAUUAUCUCCCUUGUUUGCAUCAUUCCUGUCCAUUCCGGUGCAGCGGUCAUUGAACUGGCAGAACAUGCACCACAAGCUGACCGCAGCACCCCACCAACUGGCUCACCUCGUUGAUGCAGGUUUCUUCACGAGGAAGGAGAUCGUGGAGGAGCUACAGGAGUACCUGGCCCACGAUUUCCCGGAGUUCAGCCACCUGCACGCGUACGCGGGGGUCGUGCUUCACCUGAUGUUUGGCCGCUCUACCUCCACGCUGUCCCAGCUGGCAGCCUCCUCCGUCUUUCAGAUGUGCUUCAUCCAGAACACCACCUGCCUGCAGAAGAUCCUACCCGUGAACAUGUUCAAGCAGAACUUCCUGCCGGACGAUCUCCACCACUUCGACACAUACGAGGAGUACGUGACGCUCGUCUUGAACCGGACGGUCCUCACCGCCCUCAUUGACAUGCUGGCUCUGCCCCAGGACUCCCUCCUCAACUUCGAGGUGGAACUGCUUCUUCAUCAGAUGGCCGUCAGGUUCUCCAAGUACAAAAUCCAGCGUCCCGAACACUUGUUUUCUCAGAACAGUGACGCCAGCGAUGAUUCUGUGUCGUCUGACAACAGUGACAUCAGCCAGGAGGAUGAAUCUGAUCUUGAGUAUUGGUGAUUAGUGGAACUGUGCAGAAUAUUGUGAAUCCUUGAAGAUAAGACUCAUCUUUAACAUAAGCUGGGCAAAUUAAGAGACUAUAGAAUUGUUUUUAAUUCCAGUAGCCAUGGGAUCAGUGAUUUUCUAAAUGCACUCAGUGCAGUGGUCUAAAAUAGAGAAUUUGAAAUAACCUUUACUUCUCAGUAAACCAUUUUAAUGAGCUUAAUCUACUGAAGGUUCAGUUCCCUGAAAAUAUUUGUUGGCUUAGAUAAACUUUACCUUCUAUUACACGUGCAUAUAUUUACUAAGGUUUAAGCAUGUCUUAUCCAAAUGUUUUCACUUCCCUGGAAAUGUGUUCUAAGGCAGAUUUGCCUUUACAAAUGUAAUGUUCCUGACACUGGAGAGGUUCUAAUAGUUAAUGCCAGUCAUGUACAAUAUGCAGUACUAUGCAUAAAAGAUACAUUACACAUAUACCAAUGUGUGUCUCUUAAAAACUGUAAAUAAUUUGAAAUUAUGACUUGUAUGGAAACCACCCCCCACCCCCGAAGACGCCAGCUUUUCUUUAAGGAUUUACAGUAGUAAAAACAGGUUGAACCUGUAUCAGUAUGGAAAUCUUCUGGAGGAAAAUGUUAUGUGUACCUCAGAGUUGAUGCAAUUAUGCUUUUGUGUUGCCAAAGUGCUGUUAGAAUCAGUGAUAAUUAUUUAUGAAAUACAAUAAUAGAGUUGCUCAAUCGGUUUUGACAACUGAAAUAUGUCCAAAUGAAUUACAAUGUUGUUUUUUCAAUUGUGUAAAGUCAUCUUUGUCUUGGUUAAUGGUUGUUUUUUUGGAGAGAUUGGUAUUAGCAUUAUUAGUUUUAUAGGAAAAUGUUGCAUAAAGAUUUACAUUUGCCUUCAAACAUAAUGGAAACAUUUUCAAAGGAUUAUUAUGAUUAUAGUUAACUACUUAUGGUUUGAAACUAGUUUACACAUAUAUAUUUCAAAGUACAGCAGUUAAGUUAAAGCAGUGUAUGGAAAAUAUUUUUAAUUUUAAAUAUAAAAAAAAUAUUUGAUUCAGAAUAACAAUUUAUUGACGUUUUAGUUAGUUGAAAGUAAUUUAAAAUAUUUUCUGUUGUUGUUUGUAAUUAAUAAAACUCUUAGUCGAUGAUUAGUUAAUCAAUGUGCUCUACAAAACAAACAAACUUUAAGAAAACUCUAGGUUUUUUAAAAUUUCUAUCAACCCUGUUUAAUGUAAUGUUUGAACAGCCUGGUUCAGGGAAAACUCUAGGUUUUUUAAAUUUCUAUCAACCCUGUUUAAUGUAAUGUUUGAACAGCCUGGUUCAGGGAAAACUCUAGGUUUUUUAAAUUUCUAUCAACCGUUUAAUGUAAUGUUUAAACAGCCUGGUUCAGGGAAAAACUUGUUUAAUUGUGUAGGAUUCUGCAGAAAAAUAGAAAAUGUAUGUCAGUUUGUGUGUGAACGUGGAUGGUGUACAUCAUAAUACAGUGUAUUUAACAUAUUUGACAGAGUGUGAUUGACAAUGCUCUUUGUUAAAUCGAAUCACACAUCAACCCCUUGACAAGAAUGGCAUUUAAACUACGGCUAGCUCUAGUCACUAUUUAAAUCUAUAACUAGUCUUCAGGGCCUGAGCUUAUAAAACGUUUAGAGUCCAGACUCAAUCUCUAAUAUUGUCACAUGCAUACAUUUAUAUGGCACUGUCAUGACUCUAUUGGAGUCGGGAGUCAAGACUCUAAAAGUUUUAUAAGCAUCGGGCCAGGUUUCAUAUCAUUAUGUCAUAUUUUUUAUUACUUAUUUACAUACCAUCACAUCUAAAUAUCAUUUUGAAAAUUUAAAGAACAGUCUUUCCUUGCUGAGAUUCUAUAAAUAUUUGGCUGGUUUUGCUCAUGGUUGUAUGCUUAAAUAUAAUGUCAUGCUUGAUAAUUUCUGAUAUUGCAUCACUGAUUAGUGCACUUGUUCGUGGGUAUUUUAACCAGUUAAAAAAAGGUUAGUCUAAUGCAUAUGCACAACAGUGUUGAGAUUAUUCCAUUCCCAUGUAAAAACACAAAAAGCACUACUACCAUUUGUGAGAUUUUUGUCAUAAUUCAUUUAAAUAUUUUAAACCACGCUCUAUAUUUUCAAAGCUAUCUUAGGUUACAAUAUCGUAAAACUUAUGACAUCACUGCAACACGCCAUAGUCCCUGAUUGUUUUACAAAAUGAUGUUGCUAAGAUAGCUUAAAUAUGGGCCCAGGAUAACAGCUGAAUAGUUCUGUAGUCAUCCGAUUGAUGUGUGGUUCUCAUUUUCAAUUCUUACAGAGCUUGAGCAUAAUAUGUAGAGCUUACUUUGACAAGAUGUUUUACUUUUCCAUUUAUUGUGAAGGAUCAUUCCGCAUAUGUUGAAUAUUCACUCAUUCCAUUGCAGUUACAGUUGAGAAUUGUGUCCUUAUAUGUUGACCUUGCAUACUUGCAUUCAAAAUGCAUAAUGGAGGUGAUGUAUUGAUAUUUGCAUACCAUACAAAAACCCAAAACAAAACGUUUUAAAAACAUUUUACAUUCUUAGAUUCCAUUUUCCACUUUUUCUCCAUAACUAGUGUAUACAAGAAAGCUUUAACACACAUUCAUAAUGUUAAUCUUGUAUAUUUUGAAAUAAACUAUUGGUGAAAAGUGAAUAUGAAAGUUUGCUGUGAUAAUCGGAGCCCAAUAUGAAUGUAUUAUUAAAAACAUUCUAAAAUGAAGCUGCAGGAACUAUUGACAUCAUUUACUUUCAAAUUCAGGGACAUCAAAGAUUUUUAAUCUGUAUCAUAAUUCCAGUAGUGUUAAUUUUAUAUCCCACAUAAUUAGAAUUAUAACAAGUUCUGAGAAAACUGCUCAGUGAUCUGUUGCAGAUGUUUACAUUAGACAUGUUAUAUCUCCAACCCACAUCUGAUAAACACCAUUUAAGAUGUUUACGAGUGUGCGGACAAAUUAACUUGAAAUACUGUAAAUCAGGAAAUGUUAGCGAGUAUAAAAGUUUAGUGAAUUUAAUGUGACCACACAAGAUACUAAAUUUAAAGAGAUAUACAACAGACUAUUCAGAAAUGUUUUUGUACGAUUGCUGUGUCAGAGAAUAACUGAACACACAACAAUGAUUACAUGAUAUGCAUCAAACCAAAAGUAUAACAAAUGACAUUAGUUAGUUAGCAUGUACGGUACUGCAAUUUUCGACUAAAUUUAAGGUAUAUGCAAGCUGCAUAACAUCAAAAGUCAAAAACUAUUAUUUCAGCUAAUCUACAACUUAAGGUUAUUCUUUUCUUAAGUUUCUAUGUUGAAUGACUGAACAUAUGUAUUUAUUGGAGAUAAUUAAAUGUACACAGCUGUUCAAGUUGAAUGAGACUAAGAGUAAAUCCACUUUCGUAAAUUCUGCCCAUUCUAACAUAUCAUGGAAAUACUAAUUAUGAUUGUCACAGAACAAGAUGUGUGCCAAAUAAUGCUGCGUUUACUUUUUUAACAUCAAACUGUAAUAUUCCAGAGUUCUUAGGUUUAAAAAGAAGAAUAUAUACAUGUGUGUCAUAUUAUUAUUAUUGUGAUGUUGUAUUCAUAUUUAAACAGAUAAUUAUUUAAUCUUCAUUGUCUAAGUACUAUUCAGGUUCAACAUAGAUGUUACGUAUCUUUAUAUUUUUGUGUGUGAAUGAUGUUGUGAAGAUGUUUGUGUUUUUGGAACAAGUAGAAAGAAUAUUGUUGAUAAUUUAAUGUUGUGGUUAAGAAAUUAUUACUUUGAUUGUUGACCAUUUCUAUGGUAUACAUGUAAAUGUGUUGUAUGAAUAUCAAAAUAUAUAUUUAUUAUGAUUCUUUGGUUAUGAAAAGAGUUCAAACUGAAUAUUAUUCAGUUACUAAUUAUUACUACUGCUAUAAGUUAAAAACUAUAUAUAUAUAUUUCAUGAUAUACUAUACCAUCAAUAACAAUGCGACAGUAAUUUAAUGUGGUUUAAAAUGGCGAUUAUGCGAUACUAUUUACCAUAUUAUGCUGUGAAAUUUGUGAAACAUGUAAAGAACAAAAGUACAUGUAUAAUUUUUAAUCCAUUAUAAUUUUGACAUGGUAACACAAUAUAAUUAACCGCUUCACAAAAUGAAAAUAAUGUUGUCAGCGAGGUUAGUUUGAAAGAAUGUGCAGUGAAUGUCUUACUAACAGUGUUUUUAAACAUACAGAUUUCUAUGGUUGAAAUCCAGUGUUGAAUUUGAUUCAGUAUACAUGUAGUUUGUUGGUAGGUCAGUGUUGUAUAUAUUCAAGGUUGUGAUGAAUUCUGUGAUUUUAACACUUACAGUAACCAUUUGGAUGUCACUAAUAUCAUUAUUCCUGCUGCCUGGAAAAACUUUAGAAACUGGAACUGCUAAAGACAUCAAUACUCAUUGGUUAAUCAAGUUAACAUUAGAACCCCCCCCCCCCCCCCCCAAAUUAAUUUGACCAACUGGACAAUGGCAUGAAUUCCAAGAGAAUGGGGGUAAUUCAGCUGUUCAUGAUCACAUUUUGCAAAUACACCAACCAAAUUUACAGUCACUUGGCUUUUGUUUAAUAUUCAUAAUGUUUUUUUUAACAAUUUUAAGUAUUUUCUUCUCAAAAUUGGUUGUUUUUCCAGUGAAAUGCAUGGCUUAUACUAUACUACUAUUUAAAGUAAACUCCAGUGAAAGAUUUAUGCAUCUUUAUUAUAUGAUUUGUUUACGUGAAACUACAGUGGACGUUUACCUGGGACUUCUGAGGACUGCUGAUUAUUUGCCAUUUCUGAGUGCUGCUUUUUACACCUCUUUGACUGUCUAUAAAAUUAAUGUGUGUUUACAGACUGUGCUUACAAAUAAACAGAUUUUAAUUU
Messenger RNA from Gigantopelta aegis, 6505 nucleotides. RefSeq lists its product as uncharacterized. Bases 124 to 1710 code for a protein of 528 amino acids. Gene Ontology annotation, molecular function: protein binding. NCBI's taxonomy places the organism in Eukaryota, Metazoa, Mollusca, Gastropoda, Neomphalida, Peltospiridae. The record is from RefSeq and is a predicted model, not a curated record. The transcript is spliced from 9 exons.